Molecule: messenger RNA, 2556 nt
Organism: Gymnogyps californianus (California condor)
Lineage: Eukaryota; Metazoa; Chordata; Aves; Accipitriformes; Cathartidae
Gene: SLC35G1
Product: solute carrier family 35 member G1
Exons: 4
Coding region: 1-1194 (397 amino acids)
Biological process (GO): calcium ion export across plasma membrane; regulation of cytosolic calcium ion concentration
Cellular component (GO): endoplasmic reticulum membrane; plasma membrane
Source: RefSeq, a predicted model, not a curated record
AUGCCCAAUAUCGAAGAUCAGCAUCGCGGGCAGCCCGGCGUCCUCAUGGUGCUGUGUCAGGGCGGCGAGGCCGCCGCUGUUUCGGCAGCGGGCGGGAAGGAGCCGGAGGUGCCGCUGAGCCGGGAGGACGGUGCGGGUACGAGGCAGCCUUGCCUGUGCCCGGCGCCCGGCACGGAGGCGGCGGGCGCCGAAGAGCGCCGCGUUUGUGGCUGCUGCUCGGGCUUGUCCUGGCCGCGCUGCUGCAAGGCACCUGGAACAAAGAAGAAAGCUGCGUGUCCAGGACUUGGUCUGUUUUAUACCGUACUGUCUGCCUUCCUUUUCUCAGUGGCCUCUUUAUUUCUUAAAAAAAUAGAAGAUGUACAUUCAGUGGAAGUGAGUGCAUUUCGAUGUGUUUUCCAAAUGGCAUUUGUUCUUCCUGGUUUAAUAUACUACAAAACAGGGUUUUUGGGACCAAAAGGUAAAAGAAUCUUUCUUUUCUUCCGAGGAUUCCUUGGCUCUAGCGCAAUGAUUCUUCUCUACUAUGCUUUCCAAGUCAUGCCACUAGCUGAUGCCACUGUUAUAACUUUUAGUAGUCCUGUUUUUACAUCGUUGCUGGCAUGGAUCUUUCUCAAAGAGAAAUACAGCAUUUGGGAUCUUCUGUUUACCCUCUUCGCAAUCACUGGAGUGGUUCUUAUUGCCAGACCACCAUUUCUGUUUGGGUCAAACGUUACGGGGAUUGAAGGAAGUUACACAGAUCACCUUAAAGGAACUAUAGCAGCAAUUACAAGCACAGUAUCUGCAGCUUCGACUUUUGUUAUACUAAGGAAGGUGGGAAAAUCUGUGCAUUAUUUUUUGUCAAUUUGGUAUUAUGCAGUUAUUGGUUUAAUUGGAUGUGUUAUAGCAUUGUUUGUUAUGAAUGAGUGGCGUUUGCCAUAUUGUGGCAAGGAUAGGGUUCUUCUAAUAUUAAUAGGCCUGUUAGGGUUAGGGGGUCAGAUAUUUCUCACAAAAGCAUUACAGAUAGAGAAAGCUGGACCGGUAGCCAUAAUGAAAACAAUGGAUGUGGUGUUUGCUUUUAUUUUACAGAUUCUUUUUCUCAAUCAUCUACCAACUUGGUGGACUGUGGGUGGUGCCCUUUGUGUAGUAGCUAGUAGUUCUGGAACCGCCAUUCGUAAGUGGCGACAAAGCUUGAAAAAAGCUAAACAAAAUGAAAUCUAACAAUACAGACACUAAUUCCUUACAGAAACAAGCAAUCUUGAAAUAUAUAUACAAUAUUUAUUUAUAUUUAUUUUAAAUAUCUCAUUUACCAAAUUGUAGUACCAAGUUAUAUCCAAUAAAAUGAUUUUUUUUUAAAAUGAAGAUGUUUUAACAACUGACUAGGUAUAUGCUUUUCUUUCUCAUACGUAGGCAUGCAAAUAUGAGAAGUAGAAAGAUAUUUAAAAGUUGCUUGCUUCCGAUCAAAAGUGGAUGAUAGUUUUUUGGCUUUUAUUUUCCUAAAAUUCCUGAUUCUCCACUUCUUAGACCCUUUCUCUAUUCUUCUGAGCAGUGGAAAUCAGUCUCCCAGGCGUAUUUAAUACUCUUCUGUGCUUCAUUACCAGAGGGAUUGCAGUACAAAAGUUAGAAGGGAAUGAAGAAUUAUAAUCCUAUAAACAUCCAACUUUUAUAGAACAGAUAAAGCUUGCACAUUUACAAGCUUUCUAAUUAUUUUUUUUGUGCACAAAACAGAUGCCAAAUGGGGAUUUAUUUUUAAUUUGGAUUCUAAAAGAACAAAGGCUAUUUCAUCUUUCCAAGUAGUAGCAAGGGAAAAUUAACUUGUGAAAAUUCUCUAUCAGCUUUGCUUUCUUUUAAAAAGAAUUUUAAAUGUUUGCACUUGCUUUACAGACGUAAUGAAACAACCUAAUCCCUUCUUUUUUAAUGUGGUUUUCCCAAUAAACAUGUCUUUCGUUGCUGCAGUCUUGGUGAUGAGACAACAGUUAAUUGUAUACCACUCGUAAAUUAGCCAUUUCUUGUGGUAUGGAAUAUUAUGCUGUAGCUGCACUUUUCUUUAUUCUAUGCAAAAGAUUAUAUUUUUUAGGUGUUUAAUAUAGGUUAUUUUAAAUGCUGCUUAUGACCCUUUUGUUUAGAUUCUUUUGUACAAAAGUUCUUUAUAAGAUCAAGUUUAAGUCAUCUUGGCCUUCGUAAAGUUAGGAGGAUUUACAAUAAAGCAUUUGCGUAUUUCCUGAGAAUUUACAAGAGUGCAGAGUAAUUGCAGUUUCACAGAAAAUGCAGGUUGUCCAAGGUCAUAGCGGAGAUUCUACAGAACAGGUUUGAGGAGAGCUUGGUGGGAGGGUGGAGCUACGCAUACACAUCUCAUGACAUGGAGGCAUCCACACUACAUCAGGCAGUGUUAGUGGGCAGCUUCAGCCCCAUUUCUCCAGCUGGCCCUUUUAAAUCUGCACUUAGUCACUUCUCUUACACAUCAUCUCACUUUUAUAGGCUUUAUCUUGAUAGCAACAAAUACUAAGAAAAAAGGCUUGUGUUAUUGAUCUUAGUGUCCUUCAUGUUUGAGGAGGAGUAUAUGUUUAGCAUCAGGUAGGGGGA